ACAGUCCCCAGAAGGCCUUGCAGUGGAGCAUGCGCAGUGUGAACAAUCAGGCCUGAAGGUGGUGGGGCUCCGGGGAGCAGUUUAGUACAAACACGUUGCCUGGAGGCAGGGCGAGGCCGCUGCAGUCGGGUCCCAGCGCUGCCCCCCGCGUGUGACCUUGUGGCUCCGGCCCUAUGGAGCAGCGGCCUGAGCGCAAGGUCAUUUUGAAUUCUAAUCUGGUCUUCCAAAGUGCCUGCAACUCUAUCAUCUGCAAAUUUUAUAAGCAUAUAAUACACUCCGUUAUCCAAGUCAUUGAUGAAAAUAUUGAAUAGUACCGGAUCCUGCAGGACCCCAUCAAUAACUACUGUGAGUGCAGAUUUUCAACUGGUUGUACACCCAUCUUACAGUAAAGGAACUAUAGCCAGCUCUCAUCAGUCAUCAAAAUGCAAAGGAAUUUAAUACAGACUGUGUUUCAGCUGGCACAUCGGACAUGUUUGGUACCACAUCGCACUGGUUUCCUUCAACACUUAAAAGGGAAACCAGUCUUGCCUCAGACUGGAUGCAAAGUGGUUUUGGCAUUGGGCCCUGAAAAACAGUGUCUCCAUGCAUCUGCUGCACUCUGUCUCUCAAAGGAAGGAAAGUCAUUGGGUGUAUUUUCAUCCCAACCAGAAGGCACUCACCACAAAGAACAAAAGGAAGAAAACCCUUUGAAACCAGCUAGUGUUAUACCCCAGGGGACGCCUGUAGAAUCAAGUUCUUUAGAGCCUGAUCCAUUACAAGACAAAUCAAUUAGUCUCUUUCAGAGGUUCAAGAGAACUUUUAAACAGUAUGGAAAAGUUAUGAUUCCACUGCAUCUGUUGACUUCCAGUGUAUGGUUUGGAUCCUUCUACUACGCAGCCAUGAAAGGAGUGAAUGUCGUUCCUUUCCUAGAGUUCAUUGGGGUUCCAGAAAGCAUUGUAAGCAUUCUGAAAAACUCUCAGAGUGGAUAUGCGCUAACUGCAUAUGCAAUGUAUAAGAUAGCAACUCCUGCCAGAUACACUGUAACUUUAGGAGGAACAUCCAUUACUGUCAAGUAUCUUCGUAAGCAUGGCUACAUGUCCACACCCCCUCCGGUAACGGAAUACCUGCAGGAUAGAAUGGAAGAAACAAAAGAGCGUCUCUCAGGGAAAAUGGAGGAAACCAGGGACAUGAUUAGUGAGAAGAUGGAGGAAACAAAGGAUAGACUAACCGAGAAGAUGGAGGAAACAAAGGAUAGACUAACAGAGAAGAUGGAGGAAACAAAGGAUAGACUAACAGAAAAAAUACAAGAAACCAAAGAUAAAGUUUCAUUUAAAAAAAGAAAAGAAUAAGAAAAUGCUCAGCUUAGGUUGUACAAAAAAUUAUGCAAUUUAACCAUUUGAAGCAUCUGGAUACGGACUUUCUGCUGAGCUUUCAUUUGGCUGGUUGGAGAAUAUCAGUGUUCUAAGGAUUAAAGAUUUCUGUAAAUUCUUUAAUGCUAAGGUUCUUUUUAAAUGAAAAAAAUCUGUCUUAUGAAAGAGAAAAUGAAUUUAGGAUUAAAAAUUCAUAGGUGCAAUGGCAACAGUGUGGUCAGUUUUUUUUGUAAGUCAAGAUGCUUCUCUAAGAUCCACAAUAUUAUUCUGGCCGUCAGCUGGGAACCACCAUUGUGUCAGACUGGUUCCUCCAUUCCCUGGGAAUCCAGAUUUCUUUUUCAGAGAAAGGACAUCAUCUCUUUUUCAGUCAUUAUAAUAUAGCACUGAUCUCUCUCUAACCACUGCCAUCUCAACUCUGAGGCAAACCCUUAGCGCUGGUGCUGCAAGUGACUGAACUAAUGGGCCAGAUCCUUAGCUAGUGUAAAAUGCCAUAGCUACACUGACUUCAGUUGUGUUUCAACAGCUUACACAAGUUGGGGAUCUGGAUCUUUGUUUUAAAAAAUGGUGUCUUGAAACUUUCAAAAGCCUUUCAACUGAAAAUUAUAGUAAGAUGAGUUAAUUACAGUAGCCAUGUAUUCAUUUAUACUUUUGUUUUUAUAUAAAGUUGAAUUACAAUUGAGAAUGUUAUAGCAUUGAAUAAAAUGUAUUGACUGUAACUGCAUAUGGACUAACGCAUAACUGGUUCAUUUUCAUCCAGAAUUAUGCUGUAAUUUACUGAAGGUGUUGCGCUUUGUACUAGCUUGCAAUAAUAAAAUACAAAUUAAAGGGAGAUAAGUCUGCACC
Molecule: messenger RNA, 2192 nt
Organism: Emys orbicularis (European pond turtle)
Lineage: Eukaryota; Metazoa; Chordata; Testudines; Emydidae
Gene: MIMS1
Product: family with sequence similarity 210 member A
Exons: 5
Coding region: 423-1328 (301 amino acids)
Cellular component (GO): mitochondrion
Source: RefSeq, a predicted model, not a curated record